[Candida] anglica is the source of this 1833-nucleotide messenger RNA. The record is from the annotation of a GenBank genome assembly. Lineage: Eukaryota; Fungi; Ascomycota; Pichiomycetes; Serinales; Debaryomycetaceae.
AUGGUUGGAACAAAGAGAAAGAGAGACUCUCCUCCAGUGAAACUCAAAUCUAAAAAGUUUAGAAAGAGAAACCAAAAAAGAGACAAUGAAAAUAAAUUAGUACCACUGGAAAACCAAUUUGGAGCUCUUCCCAGUAGUGAGAAUGAAUCUGAUUAUGAAUACGAUUUUCCCAAUAAGAGAAGAGGACAAGAAGUUGUCUUGGUAGAGUCUGAUGAUGACCAUGAUGAUAUCUACAUUGAGUCCGAUGUUUCUGGUGAAGACUUGAAAGAUGAUGAAGAAGAAGAUGAGAGUACCAGUGCUGGUAAUGACACAAAACAAUUCAAUGAGCUUGCAAAGAAUCAAGACUUUAUUUCGUUUGACUUUAGUUCGUCAGAAGAAGAGAAAGAGGCUGGAGAGUACUCAGAUGAUGGUAUAAUCAGUAAUGAUGAAAUAAACAUACAUACCACAUCCAACCCAAGAACACUUUAUCCAUGGAUAAAGGACCAUGAUCACUCUAAACAAAAGGAGAUUGCCGAUUGGCUUACAAUGGAAAUGAAAGAUUUUGUAAACUAUAUAUCACCAUCCAAGCGUGAAAUUGAAACUCGUAACCGCGUGGUUCAGAAAUUGAAGUCUCUGAUUGGCAAAUUCUGGCCAGAAACUGAAACUCAUGUCUUUGGAUCAUGUGCAACCGAUCUUUACUUGCCUGGGUCAGAUAUUGAUAUGGUGAUUGUUUCCAGCACUGGUGAUUAUGAACAUAGAUCAAGACUCUAUCAAUUAUCGUCCUUUUUGAGAAACAAGAAACUUGCAAAGAACAUUGAAGUUAUUGCUCAUGCUAAGGUGCCGAUUAUCAAGUUUGUGGACCCAACAUCCAACAUUCAUAUUGAUGUAUCGUUUGAAAGAACAAAUGGUAUUAUGGCAGCCAAAAAGAUAAGGAGAUGGCUUUCUAGUACCCCUGGGUUACGUGAAAUGGUGCUUAUUGUUAAACAAUUUUUAAGAUCAAGAAAGUUGAAUAAUGUUCAUGUUGGAGGUUUGGGAGGUUAUUCCACGAUCAUUUUAUGUUAUCAUUUCCUCAAGUUACAUCCAAGAAUUGCUACUAAAAGUAUGGCAAUCUUGGAUAAUUUGGGCUCAUUACUCAUUGAAUUCUUUGAAUUAUAUGGAAGAAAUUUUUCGUAUGAUGAUCUUAUCUUAUCUAUUGAUCCAGAUACUGAUUUGCCCAGAUAUCUUUUAAAAAGAAGAAAUCCUGUUCUCAAUACAUCUAAGAAUCCAUUCGCUAUUGUCAUUCAAGAUCCUAGUGACCCUUCAAAUAAUAUCACAAGAUCUUCAUAUAAUUUGAGAGAUUUGAAGAAGGCAUUUGGUGGUGCAUACCAAUUACUUGUUGACAAAUGUUAUGAACUUCAUUCUGCAUCUUACAAGGGCCGUAUUGGGCAACUGAUCUUGGGUGAUAUUAUUAAGUACCGCGGUGAAGAAAGAGACUUCAACGAUGAUAGAGAUAAAGUUGCAAACCAUGCCUUGGUAAGUCAUGAAGACGAUGUCAAUGAUGAUGAGGAAAGCGACGGUGCUGAAGGUAAUGACAAAUAUUAUUACUCGGAUAUGACCGUGGAGAGUGAAGAAGAUACAACAUUUGUUAAGGAAAAAGGUGAAAAUCCAGCUGAAAGUCAAAAGAGAGCUGUAGAGCUUAUGAGUAUUACUGUUGAUUCUGAAUCUGAGGAAGAAUUAGAUAAAUCCAAAGAUUUGAAGAAUGCGUCAAUUGAAGACGAAGAAUCUUCCACUGCUGGAUUGCCCAAAAAACCUAAGGUGAAUCUUGACAAAGACAUACGAAGGGACUACUGGAGACAAAAGGGAUUAGAGCUAUAG